Messenger RNA from Cucurbita moschata (crookneck pumpkin), 1864 nucleotides. Its product is annotated as zinc finger CCCH domain-containing protein 1. Gene Ontology annotation, biological process: snoRNA splicing. Gene Ontology annotation, molecular function: metal ion binding. Bases 435 to 1403 code for a protein of 322 amino acids. NCBI's taxonomy places the organism in Eukaryota, Viridiplantae, Streptophyta, Magnoliopsida, Cucurbitales, Cucurbitaceae. Gene Ontology annotation, cellular component: U2-type spliceosomal complex. The record is from RefSeq and is a predicted model, not a curated record. The transcript has 3 exons.
UUCUAGGGCUUUACAAUUGGGAAAAAGACGGAAACGUAAAAACCCUAAUUUCCUUCUUUUUAAUUUGGGGACACCAGCCCCUCCGAUCUUCUCUCUGCCGGGGCACCGAAACAGAUCCGCGGCGACGUUCUCACCUUUGGCAGUAAACCCAGAUUCCUGACGGACACCCAGCACACGGCAGAUCCGGCGGCGCGGGCGGCGUUGAGAGACCCUCGAACGACCAGCUGCGAACAGGGAGACCCACAGCAGCGGGACCUCUCAAUCUGCGACGGUGAGCCUAAAUCUGACAGCCGCGGCUCCUACCCACAACCCUUACAAACCCUCCACGCCUAUUUCGAUCAUUGGGGAGUUUGAGAGAGAGUUUAUCGAAUUCGUUCUUUCUUGUUUUCAAUUGUGGAAUCUGCUUUAAAUCCUGCUGGUCUUACUCGUACACAAUGACAGAUACAGGUGAAAAUCAGCAGCCUGAACAAGUCUGUAGCUUCUUCAAAAAACCCACAAAGAACAAAAACAUUAGAAAGCGGACGGUUGAUGAAGAUGAAGAGGAGUCUAAAAGUACUGAGACUUCGGUGCUGCAAAAUCAGAAAAAAGCCCCCAAGACAGAUAGCAAACUUUAUUUUUCUUCUGGGCCUUCUAAAAGUAACUUGACUAAUGAGUCAAAUGUGGAAUCUGAUAAACCAAUUUUCCAAUUUGAGUCUUCAAAAGAAAUUCAAGUUCACCAUGAUAGCAGAGCCACUGCAACAUUAGAAACAGAGACUGAUUUCUCAAGAGAUGCACGAGCCAUCCGUGAGAGGGUUUUGAAGCAAGCUGAGGAGGCUUUAAAGGGCAAAGGCAAGAGUUCUGGGGGUGAGAAGUUGUAUAAAGGGGUCAAUGCGUAUGUGGAUUACAAGGCUGGCUUUAGAAGGGAACAUACAAUUUCAAGUGAAAAAGCUGGUGGAGCUCAUGGGCCGCUUAGAGCUUCUGCUCAUAUAAGAGCUUCUGCGAGAUUUGAUUAUCAGCCUGAUAUUUGCAAGGAUUACAAGGAGACUGGUUACUGUGGUUAUGGAGAUGCAUGCAAGUUUAUGCAUGACCGAGGAGAUUACAAGUCUGGGUGGCAGUUGGAAAAGGAAUGGGAGGAAGUGGAAAAGGCAAGGAAGAGAAAACUAGCCAUGAAAUCUGAUGACGGUGAUGAGGAUGCUGCAGAACAGAGUGAUGAAGAUGAGGAAGAUGCCUUGCCCUUUGCUUGUUUUAUUUGUCGUGAGCCAUUUGUGGAUCCUGUAGUGACCAAAUGCAAACAUUACUUCUGUGAGCAUUGUGCACUAAAGCACCAUGCAAAGAAUAAGAAAUGCUUCGUUUGCAAUCAGCCUACACUUGGAAUCUUUAACACGGCUCAUGAGAUAAAGAAGAAGAUGGCAGAGAGUAAGUAAGUAUUUUUUUUCCUUGACCUGCAUUGGUCCCUUGCCAGUCUUCUUUUAAUUUGUAGCAAAUUAUCUUUCUCUUGCUUAUUUUUCAUGAGAAAGUCCAGUUUUCAAUAUCUACUUCUUGAUGAAGCUUAAAUUCAUGCCCUGCUACAAUAAGAGCUUGGAGAAUCUUGGAUAACAUUUCUUGAAAUGUUGGAAUAUGUCAGUGUAGAAGUAGUUUUGGAUGAAUUUAUUUCUGAAUUUCAUCCUCUGUAAUGGCUUAUCUUUCUGUAAAUAUCCCUGAAGCCCCUCAAUCUACUUGUGUUCCUCCCGUUUGAAACUGAAAACCACCACUCUGACUUUAUAACAUUUUCCCCCCUUAGAAGUUCAUGAAAUAGAUAGAUGGUCAGAAGUGGUUUUUAACUAGGACCUUUUGUUGAACUCAUAAGUGGUUUUAAUUAUUCAGUCUUAAUUCUGGAUGGUAUCAA